This is a messenger RNA of Colletotrichum spaethianum, 1038 nucleotides long. Its product is annotated as synaptobrevin 2. The transcript is spliced from 2 exons. Lineage: Eukaryota; Fungi; Ascomycota; Sordariomycetes; Glomerellales; Glomerellaceae. Bases 1 to 1038 code for a protein of 345 amino acids. The record is from RefSeq and is a predicted model, not a curated record.
AUGCCGCCCGAUCCAAUAGUAGACGACGAAGAGUACGAGUCCUCCCAGGACUCCGACUUCGCGCCCGAGAACGCUGUCGCAGCCGAUGGCGGCUCCGAGGCGUCCGACUCCGAAGCCGACGGCGAAGACGCCGCAACGAAGACCAAGACCACCAAACGCAAGCGCGAUGCUGACGGCAAUGAAGCUGAAGAUGCGGGCUUUGAAAACUCGGGCGAUGAGGCGCUGAUAAAGAAGGCGAAGAAGAAGAAGCGCAGGAAGGCCAAGGAUGCAGAUGCCGCCCCGGACGAGGAGGACGAGGGAGGCGAAGGAGGGCUGGUCAAGACGCGGAGCAUGCGCGCUGCAGAAAAGGAGGAACGCAAGACUGCGGCCGCGUCCGGCCCGGUGACGGUCGACGUCGACGCCAUCUGGGCACAAAUGCUCGCGGGCCAAACGGCGACACCGCCGACCACCGAGGAGAAGACCGCAGAAGAGGCCGCUCCUCUAGUAUCGAAACAGACCGGUGCCGAAGUCGACGCCCCAAAGCCAGACGAGGCCCAGGGAGGCGACCCCUCGGAGAUGAUACGCAUCAAACGAACCUACAACUUCGCCGGCAAGGUCCACACGGAAGAGAAACUCGUAGCGCGCUCGUCGGCUGAGGCAAAGCUAUACCUCGCCUCCCUUGGCAAAGACGCACCCCCCGACGCCGCCGCUGUCGCGGGCGCCGAGAACGAGGAACCCAAGCGCGUCCUCAAGAAGGCGUUCCGCUCGGUGUUUGAGCCUAUCAUCGAGGUCGUCAACCAGCGGUCCGACCUGAACCUCGGCAUGACGGUGCGGAUCAAGGCGCGCGAGAAGGAGGCGCAGGCCAAGAAGCUCAACACGGUCGAAAAGAGCAAGAUGGACUGGGCCGGGUUCGUCGACAAGGAGGGGCUCAAGGACGAGCUCGAGCUCGCGGGCAGAGCCAAGGGGUCGUACGCCGAGAGGCAGGACUUUUUGGCGCGCAGCGAGGCCAAGAGGGAGGAGGAGGCCCGGCGCGCAAGGUUGGCUGGCCGCGUGCUCUAA